Messenger RNA from Parnassius apollo (apollo), 588 nucleotides. The record is from the annotation of a GenBank genome assembly. Lineage: Eukaryota; Metazoa; Arthropoda; Insecta; Lepidoptera; Papilionidae.
AUGGAGGUUAAGAUCAUCAAGGAUAAUUAUGUAACCAAGACGCACCUAGAAGAGCUAAAGAAAGAUAAAUCUUUCUUAAAAACAUCCACAUCACCAGCUCAUCAUCAUAAGGUAGGUAGAAGGUGCAGUGCAUUCUUGUUGGAUGUGGGUACUACGUUCGGCGACAGUGGGCCGAUGGGCUUGUCGCACGAGUUAUCAACAGCUGAUGUACCGUUACAAACAACUGACGUACAGACAGAGACGGAAAAGAUAGCUAUCGCACAAGUAGCUAGUCGUGCUCGUGAUAGUGUCGAUGCACUCGCACCUGUGUCAGAUAUGCAUAAGGCUGACCUCUUUACAUCUGGAGGCGUGACUGCUUAUAACGGUGCGGAUGGGCGGCAAUCAUUCAGCGCAGGAGGCGCUAAAACAACUCCAAUUCCAAUGCAGAACUCACCGAGUAAAAGCAGGAUGAAUGAUGACAAAACAAUUGUAGUGAAUAAGUUCUCUAACAAUAAUAACGCAAUAAAAGAUACAUCUUGUGAUGGUAAUUUUCAGUCUUCGCUAACUAUGGCCGAAAUAUUGAAAAAAGGUGAAGCUUGGAAAAAAUGA